Molecule: messenger RNA, 7881 nt
Organism: Pelobates fuscus (common spadefoot toad)
Lineage: Eukaryota; Metazoa; Chordata; Amphibia; Anura; Pelobatidae
Gene: MYO9B
Product: myosin IXB
Exons: 42
Coding region: 146-6907 (2253 amino acids)
Biological process (GO): lamellipodium morphogenesis; actin filament-based movement; intracellular signal transduction
Cellular component (GO): ruffle; lamellipodium; myosin complex
Molecular function (GO): actin filament binding; ATP hydrolysis activity; GTPase activator activity
Source: RefSeq, a predicted model, not a curated record
AGCAGAAAGUGACUGUCCCUUCAGGGCCUGCUGACCACCCCCUACAGGAGGAUGGCCUGGGCAACCGAAACAUCUGAAAAGGCAUGAAAAUCUGAAUGUGGAAUUCUGAUGCAGCAAGGCAUGCUGGUACCAGGACAGGCACAGAAUGAGUUUAAAAAAUGACGCCAACCAUGAGAAGGCGUCCCACAGUCUCUAUAUUUACCCCCAGCUAUUUUCUCCUGAAAUCUCAAACUGCUGCACUGUUUUGGCAACUAAGGAAUCAUCUGCCUGUGAUGUCAUCUGUAACGCAGUGGCUGCUCUUGGACUGGACAGCUCCAAGCCUUAUGUUUUGGCAGAGGUGAAGGAGUCUGGAGGGGAAGAGUGGGUUCUAGAUUCAAAUGACUCUCCUGUACAGAGGGUUCUUCUUUGGCCACGUAAGGCUCAGGAGAGGCAUACACAGUCGGAAGGUUAUUACUUUCUGCUCCAAGAGAAAAACCAAGACGGGAGUAUAAAAUAUGUGCAUCUGCCGUUAGUGUCUGAGGAGAAAGCGGCAAGAAGAUUGGUGGAGAGGGGAUUUCUUCCCAGGCCUCAAGAGGACUAUGACGAUCUGUGUAAUUUACCCAAGAUAACAGAAGGUGCCAUUUUAGGGAACCUUAAGACUCGAUUCCUAAAACACAAGAUUUACACCUAUGCAGGGAGUAUUCUCAUUGCCAUUAACCCUUUCAAGUUCCUGCCCAUCUAUAAUCCCAAGUAUGUCAAGAUGUAUGACAAUCACCAGCUGGGGAAGUUGGAGCCUCACAUCUUUGCUAUUGCGGAUGUUUCUUACCACACCAUGUUAAAAAAGAGAGUCAACCAGUGCAUAGUGAUCUCUGGUGAAAGUGGCUCGGGAAAAACUCAGAGCACCAACUUUUUAAUACAUUGUUUGACUGCAUUGAGUCAGAAAGGUUAUGCCAGUGGAGUGGAGAGAACAAUACUGGGAGCCGGACCUGUGCUCGAGGCCUUUGGAAAUGCCAAAACUGCACACAACAAUAAUUCCAGCCGCUUUGGGAAAUUCAUCCAGGUCAAUUAUUUGGAGAGUGGCAUUGUGCGUGGAGCUGUUGUGGAAAAGUAUCUCCUUGAAAAAUCCCGCCUUGUGUCUCAGGAAAACAAUGAAAGGAAUUACCACGUUUUCUAUUACAUGCUCUUGGGGGUGUCUGAGGAGGAGAGAAAGGAGUUUCAACUGAAACAACCAGAAGACUAUUUCUACCUCAAUCAGAACAAUUUCAAGGUGGAGGAAGGAGAAGAUCUUCGACAUGAUUUUGAACGUCUGAAGCAAGCCAUGGAAAUGGUUGGAUUCCUCCCAGCCACGAAGAAACAGAUAUUUUCUGUGCUGUCUGCUAUCCUGUACCUUGGUAAUGUGACCUACAAGAAGAAAGCUUCUGGGAGGGAUGAAGGUCUAGAUGUUGGUCCCCCAGAAGUUUUGGACACGUUAUCACAGCUCCUCCAGGUGAAGAGAGAGAUGCUGGUAGAAGCUCUGACCAAAAGAAAAACUGUUACAGUAAAUGAGAAGCUCAUAUUGCCAUACAGCCUCAAUGAGGCCGUGACCGCCCGUGACUCUAUGGCAAAAUCGCUCUAUAGUGCAUUAUUUGAUUGGAUAGUACUGCGAAUUAACCACGCUUUGCUCAACAAGAAGGAUGUUGAAGAGGCAGUAAAUUGUUUAUCAAUUGGUGUGCUUGACAUUUUUGGGUUUGAAGACUUUGAAAACAAUAGCUUUGAACAGUUUUGUAUUAAUUACGCUAACGAACAGCUGCAAUACUACUUUAACCAGCACAUCUUCAAAUUAGAACAGGAGGAAUACCAGAGCGAAGGUAUCAGUUGGCACAAUAUAGAUUACAUAGACAAUGUAGGCUGUAUCCAUUUGAUUAGCAAGAAACCAACCGGUCUAUUCUAUCUGCUGGAUGAGGAGAGCAAUUUUCCCCAUGCUACCAACCGCACCCUGCUUGCCAAAUUCAAGCAGCAGCACGACGAUAAUAAGUUUUUCGUGGGUACACCUGUCAUGGAGCCUGCCUUCAUCAUCCGCCACUUCGCUGGCAAGGUCAAAUACCAGAUCAAGGACUUUCGUGAGAAGAACACCGAUUACAUGAGGCCUGACAUUGUGGCUCUUCUGAGGAGCAGUGACAGUGCAUACAUCCGGGAACUAAUUGGAAUGGAUCCAGUGUCUGUCUUCCGUUGGUCUGUCCUGAGGGCAGCUAUAAGAGCUAUGGCUGUACUUAAUGAAGCAGCCAGGCAACGAGCAGAAAGGACAGCAGGUGUAGUAAGAAAAGGAACCAGGGUACCUUUGGGAGAACUUCAGAGGUCAAAUACACCUGCGGAGAAGAUAUACCGCCAUUCACUACUCCUCGAUUUCUCCUUUGAUUGUUCUGCGGACUAUGAUAUUGAUGUGUUCGAAGACAUCAUAAGUAUAUAUGAAAGCAAGAAGGAGCAGCAUUCUCAGCUGAUGAACAGUAUUAAGGGACUGUCUAGGCAAGGGGAUGACCCGGCCAUGUUACUUCGUUCACUUUCCCUGUACAGACACUCACGUUACCAGCUCCUGAAAGCCAAAGGCUCCCGUCAAAAACAGCUUAUCCCAAAGAACCUGCUGGAUGCACAUUCUCUUAAACUUAUAAUGGGCAUGACUCUCCAUGACAGAACAACCAAGUCUCUGCUACAUUUGCACAAGAAAAAGAAGCCACCCAGUAUCAGUGCACAAUUCCAGACAUCGCUUAAUAAGCUUCUGGAGACACUGGGUAAAGCGGAACCUUUCUUCAUACGAUGCAUUCGUUCUAAUGCUGAGAAGAGGGAAAUGACAUUUGAUGAAGCAUUGGUCAUCCAGCAGCUCCGAUAUACAGGGAUGUUGGAAACUGUCCGGAUACGGAGAUCUGGGUACAGUGCAAAGUAUACCUAUCAGGAGUUUGCUGACCAGUUUCAAGUGUUGCUCCCAAAAUCUUCAUCCCUGCUAAAAGCCGACAUUGCUGCUCUACUAGAGAGUUUAAACCUUGACCCUCAUAAUUAUCAACUUGGAAAAACCAAGGUGUUCAUGAAAGAACCAGAACGACAGAAACUACAGGACACACUCCACCAGGCAGUCAUCAAGAAGAUCGUUCUGUUGCAGAGCCUCUUCCGGAUGGUUGUGGAUAGGAGAAACUUCCUCAGGAUGAAAACAGCAGCUGUAACCAUACAGGCCUGCUGGAGAUCACAUCAUGUGAGACGAAAACUAGAGAUAAGUAGCAAUGCAGCUGUGUACAUCCAGGCGCUUUGGAGGGGUUAUUCUCAGAGACAAAGAUACUGCAGACAACUCCAGGUCAUCCGUCGACUGCAAGCGCUAUGCAAAGGCCAUUUACAGAGACAGAGGUACAAGGAAAUGCAGGUGAUAAAGCAGAAGGCUGAAGAAGAGAAGAGAAAGCAGGAAGCCCUUGAAAGAGAGAAGAAAGCUCUGAUGGAGCAAGCUCAAAGGGAGGAAGAGCAAAGGCAGAGAGAAGAGCAAAAGCGGAAAGAGGAACAGCAGAGAGAAGAGCAAAAGCGGAAAGAGGAACAGCAGAGAGAAGAGCAAAAGCGGAAAGAGGAACAGCAGAGAGAAGAGCAAAAGCGGAAAGAGGAACAGCAGAGAGAAGAGGAAUCACUGAGAAAACCAAAGGCGAAAGAUGCCAAAGAAACCCAGAAAGGACAUGCUGAGAGCAAUCUAGAAAGCGCACCCCUGCAUUAUAAUGUGAAGGAUGAACAAAGAAAGACCGAAAAGAGCGUUGACCCAUCUGGAACAGUGAAUAGUGUUUGCAAGACUGUUGAAGAAAAGGAAAGGGUUUUUAAAGAAAAUGAGCGAAACAGAACAGGCACUGCAGAUGUAGAGAGUGCAAAAGAGCAUUCCCAACCUCCUAGUAUGGAUAAAGUAGUUUUGGUGGCAGAUUCUUCUAAGCCAAAAGAAUUGCAAGUGGUCUCAUGCAAUGAUACAGUAAGUUCUGAGAGGGCUCCAAACAGCAAAGAAAAACGGGAAAACCGAAGGCUUAGAGGUUUGGAGCAUGACAAGUUGCAAAAUAAACAUAUAUGUUCUUCUAUGGAGGAGGCUGAGAAGGAUCAUCCUCUGCAGCCGGAGAAUGUAGUUGAACGUCAAAACCAUGAAGACGUUGUAGAACCCAGCGAUGAGAAAACUGAUAGAGAAAAGGAAGUUACAAAGGUGUUACCAGUUGGUGUGAAAGUUGAAGCAAAAGACCUGAUGCAAGAUUCCAGUUUACCAAAACAUUCUAGACCUUCAGACUUGCCACUUCCAUCAGCAAAGCAGCCAGCAACUCCAGAAGAGGCAAUCAAGCAUGGUGGAACUCAAGAGGCAGAAAUUCCAAGCGUGGGAAUAAUCCAACGAUACAGUGACCAUGAGAAGCUGAAGAAUAUUGCUGAAAAGUGGAGGGAGAAGAGAUACGCUGAGUCUGGGCAAAUUGAAUCACCAGUCAGCCCAGAAAAGGAGGGUGAAAAGCUUCCAAAGGAUAUCAAGGCAAAAGAGGUGAAGGCAGCGACCCCAUCUCCAGACGUUAAAUUUGCUCUGCAACCUGCACCCGCCAUACAUCCAAACCCCGUGCAACAAGAUACAGAUAAAGCAGUGAAGAAGGCACCUCUGCAGAAGAAGAAAUCAAAUGAACCUGGAACACAGACUGAGCAGGCACCCCCACAACAUGUGGAUUCUAAACACACUUAUAAGAACCCCCUGCAUAGGCUUCUGGGUAAGAAACCUGACAAGCGAAAUAGCAAAGACAGUCCCCUUACACCAGAUGGCACAGAGCAACUUGCUUCCCCAGUUGUCUCUCAGGAGUCAGCUACAUUGAAGGGAUCCACCGAAGGUACAGCUUCAACAGGAUCACUCAGUUGGUCCCAAGGAGCCGAAUUGACUGGAAAAGUGCGCAGAAACCGUUCCAUUAAAAUCAGUAAAGCCACCACUGUGUCAGAAACAUGGAAAGCAUCUCUAUGCAGAGAGAUAACCAACUCUACUGAGUUAAAACACCUAGACGAUUUCCUUUUUACAAAGAUUAAUACCCUGAACCCGGAUAAAUCUGGUGUGGAGUGCCUUCUCUUCAAAGCCAUGGAAAUGUUUAGAGAGAAUCUUAAAUGCAUGUAUUCUUCUCCAAAUGGGCAAAUUCAUGCAGGCUACAAAGAUCUAAUGGAGAAUUUCCAGCUUCUUGUUAGCAAUUUAACACAAGAAAGGAAAGAGAAGGAUGUGAAACUGGUUCUUAACUUAUUCCAGUCUUUUCUGGAUGAAUUCACCAGAGGAUACUCUAAGAGAGAGGAUAGUGAAUCCAAUAAGCAACGCAAGUCUCAGAAGAAGAAGAGAAAGCAAGCUCAAACGCAAGAAUACAAUGGACAUGUUUUUAUAAGCUACCAGGUGAAUAUUGGGCAGUCGUGUGAACAUUGUUGCUCCAAUAUCUGGCCCAUGGAGAAGGCUUUCCUUUGCAGCACCUGCAAGAUGAUCUGUCACAAAAAGUGUAUGAGCAAGAACCUGAGUCGAUGCGCUCCAGCCGGCAGACAGAUGAAGCAAGGUGGUCGUCACUUUGGUGUUCAUGUAGGCGAUCUAACCAGUGAAACAUGCCUCGUACCUGUUGUCAUGGAGAUGCUGCUGGAAUACCUAGAGAUGCAUGGCUUGUACACUGAGGGUAUUUACCGCAAGUCUGGUGCAGCCAAUCGCAUGCGAGAGCUCAAACAGUCUCUGGAGAAAGAUCCAAACUCUGUAAAACUUGAAAACUACCCAAUCCACACCAUCACUGGAAUAUUGAAGCAGUGGUUACGUGAACUCCCAGAGCCACUAAUGACAUUUGCACAAUAUGGAGAGUUCCUGAGAGCUGUUGAACUCCCAGAGAAGCAAGAACAGCUUUGCGCAAUCUACAAAGUACUUGGACAGCUACCACAAGCCAAUUACAACAGUUUGGAGAGGUUGAUCUUCCACCUUGUCAAAGUGGCAGUAGAAGAAAAUGUGAAUCGUAUGUCCCCAAAUUCUUUGGCCAUCGUCUUUGCUCCCUGUUUGUUGCGCUGCCCAGAUAGCUAUGAUCCCCUGACCAGUAUGAAGGAUGUGUCCAAAACCACUACGUGCGUUGAAAUGCUGAUUAAGGAGCAAAUGAGGCAAUAUAAAAUCAAAAUGCAGGAAAUUGGUCUGCUGGAAGCUGCAGAGACUCGUGCAGUGAGCCGAUUGUCAUUGCUAAGGCAGAACACCCCAUGGCCAGUUCAUUUAGGAUUUGUGUCUCCCUUUGAUGAGAUUGUGAAUAAGAGCCAAUCACCCAAUGGGAAAGUGUCCCCGGAUCUAGACGCCGUGCAGGAAGAUCAGCUGCCAGACGUUCUUCGAGAAUCAGAGUUACUGAUAGAGAGAAUACAGUCUAUUAAAGAUGAGAAGGAAAAUCUUACUUACCGUCUCCCAGAGCUGGAGCAACGUGGUUCAGAUGAAGAAAAUAUGGAUUCUGAGACAUCAAACAGUACGGAAAGCUUACUGGAUGAAAAGCCAGUUCAGACAGAGAAGGAAGGUCGGUGUGUGGUGGACUCAGCUGGUGCCCCUCAGCAAGUGGAACAGACAAAUAGUAAUAAGACCAAAGCCCCACUCUUUGCCAUGUCUACACAGCCUUCCAGUGUCAGACGUCGACCAUCCUCCUUUCUGGCAAGGAUGAGGGUCCAUAAACGUACCCCUGUUUUGCCAACCUCAAACAUAAAACUUCCUCCUGGAUUAUCAAAAAGCACAGACACGCCUGACGAGCCUUCUGCAGUCCGACGUAGAGAACAACCUGGAAGAAGGACAGACAGCAUUCAGUCAGUCUAUGUCCCAGAAGGAUCUCCGAUAAUAACUGCACAGGGAGUGGGAGUACAAGAAUAUGAGCCCACAGCCAAACUUAAACGCAGAUUCUCAGAUCCCCAUUUUCAGAUGCCUUCCUCAGAAGACUCAAGCCUCUGAAGGGAUCCUGAAGAAAAAUCUUAUGGCCUACUACCAGGAAACCAUCCAUAGUUUGCUUAGCAUAGCCAUUGACUGUUGAAACCAAGAAGUAUUGAGGCACAGUAGAGACCGUGGGGGAAAUGAUCAAUUUCUAUGUUUAAGGAGAUGAAAUCCUUGAUUUUUAUCUGUAGACCAGAUGGUGUGUUAAUGUGUGCAUUAGGAGUGGUGGAAAAUGUUACGUCAUCAUUCUGCAAUAUUUGGCAAUAGCAUUUUUAAUUCCCAACCAUUUAAUUUCACUCCCAUUUUGUAAUGAUAGGACCAAAGGUGAGAUUAUUUUGCCUUAUUUGUUUCACCUGUUACAGUAAUAUUUUAUAUAUAUAUAUAUAUAUAUGUAUAUGAUAACGUAAAGCAGGCUCUUUUUGUUGACUUUUUUUUUUUUUCCUAAAUCUAUUUUAACAGGAAGGCCAAACGUUGAUGAGAGGGAGUUGUGUAAUUUUUUUUUUUUAUUAAUUUUUUUUUUAUAUAUAUACAGUUCUGUUUUCAUCAAGAUGCAGUACAGAUUGAGAGAAUUCUAUAUAUUUUUAAAUACUUAAUACAUUCAUCCUUACGAAAAGAACACUGAGUCAGUGCUAUCUCUUUCGUUGUCAGAGGGUGCAAGGAGUGCUAAUCUGACGGUGGUGUUAAGUGUUAAUACAUUCCAAGAUGAGAAUUUUACCUGUGUGAGUGAGCGAGCAUGGUACACUGCUAAUGCAUAUCGUAUCUACAGAACAAGUUGGUCACUGUUCAGUGUUCCUUUCAUUCUGCACAUAUGUGAACAGCAGUAUUGGGUUAUAAUGAAAAGUAGAACAGUCUGCACUGUUCCACCAUUAACAUAUCUGUGGAGGGUAUGGUUGAAUGUUUUUUUCCUUUUUAAUAUUGUAAAUUAAAUUGUAUGCAGUACUUGUACAGCUGAUCUCAUAUACAUGUGACAUGCCUAUAAAGUUUUCCUAAUCCAA